Molecule: messenger RNA, 2114 nt
Organism: Larimichthys crocea (large yellow croaker)
Lineage: Eukaryota; Metazoa; Chordata; Actinopteri; Sciaenidae
Gene: trip13
Product: thyroid hormone receptor interactor 13
Exons: 14
Coding region: 115-1377 (420 amino acids)
Biological process (GO): reciprocal meiotic recombination; meiotic recombination checkpoint signaling
Cellular component (GO): nucleus; chromosome
Molecular function (GO): ATP hydrolysis activity; ATP binding
Source: RefSeq, a predicted model, not a curated record
CAGCGACCGGAAGUGCUACCCCUCCAAAACAAACGAUGUGCUUCCGGUGUAACGGACCAGCGCGCUGGAUUUGAGCCCCGGAGGAUCGUCGAUAGUUUCUCUGGUUUUACAGGAAUGGACGGUGACAUAGUUGAAAAUGGAAAUCCAAAAGCAGAAAUCCACGUGGAGGUCCAUGUUAAAUCUCACAGCACAGCUAAACUGUCCGAUGUGAAGUUGCACGUUCUGGCUCUCCUGCAUCGCCACAGCAUGGUCUUUGGAAAUUUCAGAUGGACAGAGUUUGAUGAAGACUUCCUACAGAAACAUGUAGAGUCUGUGGUUCUAGCUGAUCUUGACCCAAUGCCCAUUGAUUUGAAGAGUUGCUCUGUCGACAUUCACAUCUUCACUCUGAAUGAGGACGGACCCAGCACGCUGAGUUUGGAGGAGGAUGAGGAGCUUUCAGCAGCCAAUCACUGGUUGCUGCCAGCAGCUGAAUUUCAUGGGAUUUGGGAGAGUCUGGUAUAUGAGAAUGGAGUCAAAACUCAGCUCCUGGAUUAUGUCACAACAACAAUUUACUUCUCUGACAAAAAUGUCGACAGCAACCUGAUUUCUUGGAACCGUGUGGUGCUUCUUCACGGACCCCCGGGCACAGGGAAAACGUCACUGUGCAAAGCUCUUGCCCAGAAGCUGUCAAUCAGAUUAUCAAGUCGGUAUUCCUAUGGGCAAUUUGUCGAGAUAAACAGUCACAGCUUGUUCUCAAAGUGGUUCUCAGAGAGUGGUAAGCUGGUCACGAAGAUGUUUCAAAAGAUCCAACAACUGAUUGAUGACAAAGAGGCUCUUGUGUUUGUUCUAAUUGAUGAGGUGGAGAGUCUGACAGCAGCAAGGAAUGCCUGCCAGGCAGGAACUGAGCCGUCUGAUGCCAUCCGAGUGGUCAAUUCUGUCCUCACUCAACUAGACCAGAUCAAACGACAUUCCAACGUCGUGAUCCUGACGACCUCCAAUGUGACAGAAAAGAUAGACUUGGCGUUCGUGGACAGAGCUGACAUCAAGCAGUACAUCGGACCGCCAUCUGAGGAGGGCAUCUAUAACAUCUACCUCUCCUGUCUGGAGGAGCUGAUGAAGUGCCAGAUCAUCCACCCUCGGCAGCAGCUGUUCACCAUAUUCGAGCUGGAGACGAUGGGCUAUGCAGAGACUGAGGUAUCCGAAUUCAGUCUGAGACUGAGGAACAUUGCUCUAAAAAGCAAAGGUUUGAGUGGAAGAGCACUCAGGAAGUUACCAUUUCUAGCCCAUGCACUGUUCGUUAAGACGCCAACAGUGACUAUUGAGAGGUUUCUGGAGGCAAUGAGCAGAGCGGUGGAUAAACAGAAGGAGGAAAAAGCUAACCUCGUCAACGGUGUCUGAACUUAUUCAAUGCCCAAAGGCUGACACAUGAUUGUUCGCGAUCUCUCAGUCGCAUGUCUUGAUUGUGGCCUGGAAAAUAAACCUUAAUCUGUUCAUUUGGCAGCACUAUGUUGAAUAUAUAUUUGUAAGUAUUGCCCGUUUGGUUUUAAGAUGGAGUACCUAAUGCUUGAAUUUUCUUUGUGCUAUUAAGUGUUUACUCUGUUCUUGCUUUCAAAGUAAUAUUUUUAUGUAACAUGAAGCUUUAACCUUAACAGCGGCGGCUUUUUUUUUCUCAUGCUAAAGGGAUACUUUGAUUUCUAUUUGCAUAAAUUAUUGCCAUUAGCUACCGUAUUGAUAUCACUGCGUACACAUUAGCUCAGUCUGUGGAUUUUGUUUGAGAUAUCCCAUUGAAAUAGCAGCUUGUCGGACAGAAAUGAACAGCAGUCCCAUAAUAGGCCAGAAGCCUCAGUGGACAAGCAUCAAAAAUACAGUGUGCAAUCUUACCACUUUGUGGUUUUGUGUGUUUCUGUUAACUGCUUCUAUUUUCUGCUGUUCAUUUCUAUAAAACAAGUUGCCAGCUCAUGGAAAUACUUCCAUACACAGGAUCUGUAAGAUAGACUAAUGUUCAUGUACGAAACCAGCCUAUGUUGGAAAAAUGUUGUCUUUAAACGUUAAACCACAAAUCCUCUUUAACCUCUGUGUUCAUUACAACUUUAUUUUUACACGUUGCAUUGAAAUAAAGACUUUUGUUUAAGAGA